AUGUGUGAUAAGAAGGGUGUUUUGGGGGCUUCGAGGGUCCUGUCAACGCAGCGGAUGGAGAAGAAAUAUACGACGGAGCACUCCAAGUUGUGGGACCUUCGUUCCGAAGUGCGGGAACGUCGCCUCAAGUGGACUUCAGACGACCAACAACAACAACAAUUUUCUCUAUCAAGUGAUACAAUAAGGGAGGACUACUGUAAAAUAUAUUGUGGUGGAUCCUGUGCUAAUGAAAGCUGUUCAAUAACCGAUAAUGUUGUAGCCACAGAAGGUUAUAAAAUGAACCUGGUUUUCUCAGUUUUAGAAAUUAGCUGGAUAAAUCCAGAGUUUGACCAGUGGAAGAUUUAUAAUAUUUUUAACCAUGCUGAUUGCGAAAUAGUAAAAACUCGUGUGGUUGGAAUAAUAAGUGCUGAAGAUGAAAGACUUCGACCUAGGAAUUAUUACCUUCGACUACUCGGCCUAAAAGCAAUAGUCAGCUUUGAAAUUCAACUUCCUUCAUUAAUAAUUUUUGAGGAAACUACAAGCACUGUAAUUGGGCCAGAAAUGAUAAUUUUCAAAUAUUUAAUCAGUAGCCCAGUAAAUUCGUACGUUACAAAUAAUUACAUCCGAGAGACCAUGAACAACAAGAAGACAAUCAAAAUUUAUCAUCAAAAUUUAUUUGAAAAACCACUACUUACAUUAAAGGAAAAUGUUUUUGAAGGCAAAACGAAAUUAAGCACAUUAGUUUUCUCUAAUUUAAUGGUAAAUGGUCUCACAGAAAAAACUUUCGAUAACUUGGAAAAUAUUACUUUGCUUAUUUUCAACAAUGUUGUCUUAUCAUCAGACUUUACAUUUUUAAGGUCUUCUGCCCUUAGAAAAUCUCUGAAACACUGCAUAAUGUAUAUCGACAAAGUGGUGGACCUAAAAAACUUUGACAAUUUCCCCAAUCUUGAGUACAUCGAAGUUAACCAUUACAAACGAUUUCCAAAUCUUACCGCAUUUAUAUGUUCUUCAGGUGAAAAUGCAUGCCAAUUUACACUAGGUGUUAAUGGAAUUUCAUGUCCACCCCAAUGUAAUUGCCUAUUUCAUCGAAAUACUUUAAUAUUGGAAAUAAAUUGCUGGCAGCAAAAUCUAAAGACAGUUCCACCGAUUCCAGUUCCAAUCGCUGGAAUUUCGGUGCUAUUCUUUCAACAGAACCAACUUACUGAACUACCCAACCACUCAUUACUAGGCUAUAAAGACUUAAAAUGCCUUAAUGUCUCGCAAAAUCAAUUAUCCAGCCUCACCAUCAAUCGCCUCCCUGAAGCUCUUGAACAUUUGGACAUAAGUUAUAAUCAAAUUUUCACUCUGAGCCCAGAGGUUGUGGAAUAUCUCAAGGGUGUGAGCACUUUUAAUCAGUUUGGAAACAAAUGGUUUAUAUACUGCGAUGAAGUAUAUUUACAAGAAUUCUUUUGGCAAAAAGCAAAGACGUUACGGAUACAACCAUCAAAAUUUGAUGCAGUUUUUGAGUACUUGGACGUAACAGCAAAUGCAAUGUUCUUAAGUUACUCUUUUGUUUCCCGCUUAAAUGGAUUAUACAUGGAAGCAGAUGAAGAUGAAAUAUUAGCCUCCAAUGAAUAUUACUUUAUGUUAAAGAUAAUGGAGGAAUUUCACAUCGCAGUUUGGGUUUUUUAUGCCGAAUACGAUGAAGUGAUUGUUCACCAUCUCAACUCACGAUGUCCAUAUAGAUGCUCAUGUUGCGUCGAACGAGACUCGGGUCAAUUCAUUAUUAAUUGCGCAAACUCAAGUCUUGACUUUUAUCCGAAGCUACCAAAUUCGAUACCUUAUAAUACGACAUUAAUUCUUGAAGAUAAUGAAAUUCGAAAGCUAACUAUUGCCGAAUUCGUUGCUGUUUCGGGUCUCGCGUCGAUACAAAAAUUGCUCAUGAGGAAUAAUAUGUUAAUAGAAUUUCCAAAUUACUUGAUUCCAGAGAACAUAACAUUUCUAGACCUACGUAAUAAUGGGUUGAAGUCCCUUAGUGACAAUGCGGUUGCUUUUCUGAGAUAUCGUGAAGAAUUAACUGAGGUAAAGCUGUCUGGCAAUCCGUGGGAAUCUAACUGCAAGGCGAAGUCCUUCUUAUCCUUUCUCAGAGAGCAUGAGCCAACGGACUACGACAUUAUUUUUCGGCGAGUGAAUAUAACUCAGGAAGAAUGCCCUGAAUUCUGCAUAUGUUGCGUAGACACUUCCGAUUACGAUUUGCCGUCACUCACCAUCGACUGCAGUGGCAAAGGCCUCCGGGAAAUACCUCCAUUACCAACACCCACAAUUGGCAGAAUAACCCUUGUCUUUGAGAGAAAUAAACUCAAAAAAUGGCCAAACAACUCCUUACCAGGAUACACUGAUGUAGGACGACUUCAUUUGGCUCACAAUCAACUAUCUCUUAUUGACGAACUGCCAGAAAACAUUGAAUAUCUGGACAUUAGUUACAACAAGUUCACAGUUUUGAGCGAUCGAGUUAGAACAUCCCUGGAAAAGAAAAUGAAUUCUUCGCAUAUGAAGCUCUUUCUCUCAGGAAAUCCGUGGACUUGCAGCUGCGAGGAAAGGGACUUUCUGGAAUUUGUCAAGGAACAUGCGAAAAAUAUUGGAAAUACCACAACUGUUCAGUGCGGCGGUUCAGGAAAAUCUCUGAUUGAGAUCGAGGAGAUUGACAUUUGCCCUUCGGCCAUUGUCUAUUACGCUUCCCUUGGCGCCUCUUUAUUGAUUGUAGCUCUGUCAAUCAACGUAUUUAUCUGCUUCAAGCAGCCCAUAUUGAUCUGGUUCUACGAACACGAAGUAUGCCUUAGUCUGGCCACUCGGCGGGAACUCGACCAGGAUAAAAAGUACGAUGCAUUCCUCUCAUUUACUCAUAAGGACGAAGAAUUAAUUGGUGAAUUUGUGGAGCGACUGGAGAAGGGCAGGCACAAGUUUCGACUGUGUUUCUAUCUUAGAGAUUGGCUGGUGGGCGAGUCCAUUCCCGAGUGCAUAAGCCAAUCUGUCAAGGACUCGAAACGCAUCAUCAUCCUGAUGACAAAUAAUUUUAUGAAGUCCACCUGGGGACGUCUGGAAUUCAGGCUGGCUCUUCAUGCCACCUCCAAGGAUCGAUGCAAGCGUCUUAUCGUUGUCCUUUAUCCCGACGUGGAAAACUUUGACGAUCUGGACAGCGAGCUGAAGGCCUAUAUGGUAUUGAAUACUUAUCUGGAUAGAAACAAUCCGAACUUUUGGAACAAGCUGAUUUAUUCGAUGCCCCACGUUAUACUGCAGAGAAAUAUCACCGAUCUCGAAACUAAAGUAUGA
Molecule: messenger RNA, 3288 nt
Organism: Drosophila ficusphila
Lineage: Eukaryota; Metazoa; Arthropoda; Insecta; Diptera; Drosophilidae
Gene: Toll-4
Product: toll-like receptor 5
Exons: 4
Coding region: 1-3288 (1095 amino acids)
Biological process (GO): immune response; toll-like receptor signaling pathway
Cellular component (GO): membrane
Molecular function (GO): transmembrane signaling receptor activity
Source: RefSeq, a predicted model, not a curated record